AGGAAAGGGAUUUCUCAGGUUGAGUGUUGAGUCACUUAUGUUUUGGUUUCAAGAAUAUUGUAAAUAAAUAAGUGUUGUUAAUAUAUAAUUUGUGAUAUUGUUGGUAGCUUAUUUAUAAUGGAAGAUAGUGAUGAUGAAGGUAUACUUACGGGCUUUCUAUUUGGAAAUAUUGAUGAAGCUGGAAACCUGGAAAGUGAUGUUUUUGAUUCAUCAGAACAAAAACACCUAUCUUCUCUUGGAAAGUUAGGGUUUGGCUCUUUUGUAAAAGAAAUAAUAAAAGAACACAUUGAUAGUAAUUCUCAAUCAUCUUCACAAACAACACUUGAGAGCACUGAUUUAUUGACUGAGGAUUCUCUAAAAUCUUCCCAAGAAAGUGGUUAUUUCUCUCAGAACAGCAUCGGUUCAGAAGAUUUCAAUUCUGAUAAAAAAUCACCUUCUGCUGAAGAUUUUUUUGAUAUAAAUGAGUUGGCAGAAGAUGAAGCAGUUGAUACUCUUGAAUCUUAUGAUGGAGAUAAUGGAAGAAUUACAAAAAAAGAUGAACAGUUGAUGCCUCCUCCACCAGGUUUACCUGUUAAUAGGGAAUUAAAAGAAUCAGAUUCUCAACAACUUUGUGAUGCAGAUAAAAAGAGAUUGGAGACACCUUUGGCUGCUAUGUUACCAUCUAAAUAUGCCAAUAUUGAUGUUACUGAAUUAUUUCCAGAUUUUAGACAUGGAAAAGUACUAAGAUUUUCGAGACUGUUUGGUCCAGGAAAACCAAGUAGUUUGCCCAAUAUUUGGAAGAAUGUAAGAAAGAAGAGAAAGAAACGUAAACACAAGGAAAGUGUUAAUCAGCAUGAUACAGACUCGAAUUCUGAUGAAGAAAGACCUAAAAAUAGAGGUUGGUACUUUGAUUAUGCUGAACCGAAACCUGAAAUGAUCUUGGCAGAUGAUGAGGAAAAGUUUUUGAAACCAGCUGAAGUUCAAAAUGAAGAUAAUAAACCUGACAAUGAGAAAAAAGAUGAUUCUGGACCUAAAGCUGCUGAUUGGCGCUUUGGACCAGCACAAAUUUGGUAUGAUAUGCUUGAAGUUCCUGAGACUGGUGAUGGUUUCAAUUAUGGUUUUAAAGUUGCUGAGGAAAAAUCUGAAGUAAAGGAAGAUAAUAAAGAAAACCAAGAUGAAGGAUUUCCAGAUGAUGCAUUUUUAAUGGUAACUCAGCUACACUGGGAAGACGAUGUUGUAUGGGAUGGAAAUGAUAUCAAACAUAAGGUGCAACAAAAGUUAAGUUCCAAAACAAACGCUGCAGGAUGGGUGCCGAGCAGCGGCAAUAGGACUGCCCAGGCUUUCAGCCAACCUGGAAAAGCAGGAACAACAGUUAGAAUGCCCCCGGUACCAAAUCCACCAUUGCCUGGUUUAAAAUCGAAGCAACAGUUAUUGAAGCCUAGACAGGAACAGGAACAAGAUGAUACUUGGUAUUCUAUAUUUCCUGUUGAAAACGAGGACUUAGUUUAUGGAAGAUGGGAAGAUGAUGUGAUUUGGGAUGCUGAGAAUAUCAAAACUAUUCCAAAACCCUCAAUUUUAACAUUAGAUCCUAAUGAUGAGAAUAUCAUUUUGGGUAUCCCUGAUGAUAUUGAUCCUUCAAAACAAAUCUUAGGACAAGCUACACCAGUCAAAGUAAAAAUUCCACACCCACACGUUAAAAAGUCUAAAAUUCUAUUAGGAAAAGCAGGUGUUAUUAAUGUUUUGCAAGAGGAUACUCCACCUCCACCGCCAAAAUCCCCUGACAGAGAUCCAUUCAACAUUUCCAAUGAUAUAUAUUAUCAACCAAGAACCUCCGAAACAACAUUGCGGCUCAAAGUGGGCGGCGCAAAUUUGAUCCAGCACUCUACCCCCGUUGUAGAGUUAAGAGCGCCUUUUAUCCAGACCCACAUGGGUCAGAUGAGAUUAAGAAACUUCCAUAGGCCGCCGAUAAAAAGAUUUUCUCAUGGCGCUCUCGCUCAACCAGGUCCACACAGUGUAAUGCCUCUGAUAAAGCACAUAAAGAAAAAAUCAAAGCAAAGAGAAGCUGAAAGAAUGGCUUCAGGAGGCGGUGACGUGUUUUUCAUGAGAGCACCUGAAGAUUUAACUGGAAGAGACGGGGAUUUGAUUCUAGUUGAAUUUUGUGAGGAGCAUCCGCCUUUGAUGAACCAGGUUGGAAUGUGCUCUAAGAUUAAGAAUUAUUAUAAAAGGAAAGCUGCUAAAGAUUCUGGUCCCCCAUCUUAUAGGUACGGAGAGACGGCAUAUGCACACACUUCUCCAUUUUUAGGUAUUUUGCAUCCGGGUCAGUCUAUACAAGCAGUAGAAAAUAAUAUGUACAGGGCUCCGAUCUAUGAACACAUAACGCCAGAAACAGAUUUUCUAAUAAUAAGAACUCGCCAACAGUAUUACAUCAGAGAAGUUGAUGCGCUGUACGUAGCAGGUCAACAGUGCCCUUUAUAUGAAGUUCCAGGCCCAAAUUCCAAAAGAGCAAACAAUUUCGUCAGAGAUUUCCUACAGGUAUUUAUCUAUCGGUUAUUUUGGAGAAGCAGAGACAAUCCGAGAAGAAUUAAAAUGGACGACAUAAAAAAGGCAUUCCCAUCUCACUCUGAAAGCAGCAUCAGAAAGAGACUCAAACUCUGUGCUGACUUUAAAAGAACAGGUAUGGAUUCCAAUUGGUGGGUGAUUAAACCGGAAUUUCGUCUCCCAACGGAAGAAGAAAUUCGAGCAAUGGUUUCGCCAGAACAAUGCUGUGCAUACUUUAGCAUGGUAGCUGCUGAACAACGUUUGAAGGAUGCUGGUUACGGUGAAAAAUUCCUUUUCACACCCGCCGAAGAUGACGAUGAAGAAAUGCAGCUCAAAAUGGACGAUGAAGUGAAAGUCGCUCCUUGGAACACGACGAGAGCCUACAUCCAAGCCAUGAAAGGGAAAUGUCUGCUUCAAUUAACGGGUCCCGCUGAUCCUACAGGUUGCGGCGAGGGUUUCAGUUACGUUAGAGUGCCCAACAAACCUACGCAGAGCAAGGAAGAACAAGAAUCGCAACCAAAAAGGACCGUUACUGGUACGGAUGCUGAUUUGAGGAGGCUGUCGUUGAAUAAUGCCAAGGCUUUACUGAGGAAGUUCGGUGUUCCCGAGGAAGAGAUCAAAAAGCUAUCCAGAUGGGAAGUCAUCGACGUAGUACGGACCUUAUCGACUGAAAAAGCGAAAGCUGGAGAAGAGGGCAUGGAUAAGUUUUCGCGAGGUAACAGAUUUUCUAUAGCCGAGCAUCAAGAGAGGUACAAAGAGGAGUGUCAAAGAAUUUUUGAUUUGCAAAACAGAGUACUGUCCAGUGCUGAAGUGCUGAGUACCGAUGAAGGGGAAAGUUCGGAAGACGAGAGUGAUGAAGAUAUGGAAGCACUUGGUAAAAAUAUCGAAAAUAUGUUAGCAAAUAAGAAGACCAGCAGUCAGUUAUCUUUGGAAAGGGAAGAGCAGGAACGACAGGAAUUAAGAAAAAUGAUUUUAGAGGGCGAGAAGAAAGAAAAGGAAAAGAAAAAAAUAGAGGAGGAGAGUGAGGAUCAAAGUUUAACUCAAGGGAGAAUAAUGAAAAUAACCAGAACAUUCAGGAACCCUGAAGGCAAGGAAUUUACUCGCGUUGAAUUAGUUAGAAAACCUGUGGUGAUAGAUGCUUACGUCAAAAUUCGUACCACCAAAGACGAGGAAUUCAUCAGACAGUUCGCCACCUUGGACGAAGCGCAAAAAGAAGAAAUGAAAAGGGAAAAACGAAGGAUACAGGAACAGUUGAGAAGAAUAAAAAGGAACCAAGAAAAAGAAAAAAUGGGUUCUCAUCAUCACCAUCAUCAUUCACAUUCUAGGGAUUCGUUGAGUAUGCCACCGGCCGGUACUGUGGAGAAAUUGCCCAAUCCAAAUGAAUCUAUUCCUACUCCAGUAACUCCAACGUCCAGCAAAAGUAUAACAUCUUCUCCUCCUAAAUCUAGAAGGAAAACCAAACUCAAGCCUGACUUGAAGCUUAAAUGUGGGGCCUGCGGUAAUGUCGGUCACAUGAGGACAAACAAAGCUUGUCCUCUGUACCAAAAUUCGACUGGUCAAAAUCCUCCUAUAAAUGUAGCAAUGACUGAAGAGCAAGAAGAAGAUAUCGAGAAGCAACUAAAUACCGACGAUGAAGAUCUCGUUAAUGUGGACGGUACAAAAGUGAAAUUAUCUGGAAAAUUAUUGAAGCAUGCUGAAGAAAUCAAACGUAGGAGUCUAAUGUUAAAAGUUCCAAGAGAUGCAUUAGGAAAUAAAAAGAGACGACGAGGAGUUCAAGAUUUACACUGCGACUAUUUGAAAAAGCACAGCAAACCUGCUAAUAGACGAAGAACGGACCCUGUCGUGGUCCUAUCCACCAUUCUAGAAAACAUCCUCAAUGAAAUGAGGGACAUGCCCGACGUACAGCCAUUCUUGUUUCCCGUUAAUCCAAAACUGGUUUUGGAUUAUUACAGGAUAAUUCAGAGGCCUAUGGAUUUGCAGACCAUAAGAGAGAAUUUGAGACAGAAAAAGUACCAAAGUCGCGAAGAAUUUUUGGCCGAUGUCAAUCAAAUUAUUGAAAAUUCUUCGCUUUAUAAUGGAGCUAAAAGUAGUCUAACAGUAGCCGCGCAAAGAAUGAUGACAAAAUGUGUUGAACGCUUAGGAGAAAAAGAAGACAGACUUAUGAGACUGGAGAAGGCAAUCAAUCCUCUUUUGGAUGAUAAUGAUCAAGUUGCGUUAACGUAUAUUCUGGACAAUGUAGUUAAUGUUAAAUUAAAGACAAUGUCUGAAUCAUGGCCGUUCCUAAAACCCGUUAAUAAGAAGCUCGUUAAAGAUUAUUAUAGUAUCGUUAAGAGGCCAAUGGAUUUGGAGACUAUUUCUAAGAAGGUGACAGCUCACAAAUAUCACAGUAGGCAUGAAUUUGUGGUGGAUAUCGAACAAAUUUUGCAAAACUGUGUACUCUACAAUGGAAAAGAUUCCACAUUUACUGAAAAAGCGGAAGUUUUGGUUAAAGCUUGCAAAGAAACUUUAGAUGAGUAUGACGAACAUCUUACCCAACUGGAAAAUAGGCUAUUAUUGGCCCAAGAAAGAGCAAUGCAAGAUGAUGAUCAAUCAUGGAUAGGAGGCGAUGAUGAAAAUUAUACCAUAGCUGAACCAGAUCACAUUAGUCAGACUAGUUCUCCAGACCAUAUGUCUUCCAUAAAAUCACAAUUGGAUGAAUACGAUCUCAUCGACGUAGAAGGCGAAGGUAUGCACGGCCUGGACGAAUCGAUGAUUCCCAAACCAUCCAAGUUACAAAAGAAGAUCAACAAGAAAGAGGACGUUCACACGUUAGAAGAAGAUUUACAAUUCUCGAGCGAAGAGGAACUGGACGAAGUUCCUUUGCACGAAUUCGAGGACGAUAACAAGGGAUUAUUGAUAUCCGCGGAAAUUCCCAUGGACGGUGAACACGCGGACGAUGACAGCCAGCAGGCCGCGGAGGCCAUGGUGCAACUGGGUACUAUGGGGUACUAUCCUCCGACGGAGGGACAUGAAUGCGAUAGUGCAGAAGCACUUAUGUUUAAAGAAGAAAGUAUGGAUGUAGAUCCCAACUACGACCCGUCAGAUUUCCUAAUGUCCGGUCUACCGCUACGUAAAGUCGAUGACAACAUGAUCAACGACAGUCAAGAAGUUACUACUUUGACCGAAAUGAAAAUACAUGAUGAUUUGGCAGUCAGUGAGAGUGAAGAUGAGGGUACAAAUGCACAUCAGGAGGUCCACGAGAAUAUGCAGGAAGAUGAUGAUGCUGGUGAUCUGUGGUUUUAAUCGAGUUUUGUUGUUUCGUUUUUGUAUAUU
This is a messenger RNA of Psylliodes chrysocephalus, 5829 nucleotides long. The record is from the annotation of a GenBank genome assembly. NCBI's taxonomy places the organism in Eukaryota, Metazoa, Arthropoda, Insecta, Coleoptera, Chrysomelidae.